This is a messenger RNA of Auanema sp. JU1783, 1359 nucleotides long. NCBI's taxonomy places the organism in Eukaryota, Metazoa, Nematoda, Chromadorea, Rhabditida, Rhabditidae. The record is from the annotation of a GenBank genome assembly.
AUGUUUUCUCAAACACUUGUGUUAGUGGCCCUUGCCUGUAUGGUGAGGGCAACUCCUGUGCCUGAACAGGUACAUUUAUCGUUUAGAGGAGAUUUUAGCAAUAUGGCAGUUAGUUGGAUUACUUUUGAAGAUGAUACAACAGUUGUUAGCUAUGGUGAAAGUUCGAACAAUUUGAACAAAGUCGCAAAAGGCACUCAGGAGGUUUGGGAGUUCGAAGGUAUUACGCGAUAUGUUCACCGUGCACUGAUGACGAAUCUGAAAGAAUCCACCCGAUACUACUACCAAAUUAAGAAUCGAAGCUUCAAUUUCAAGACUUUAGCUGCCAAUCCUCAAUCGCACAAGGUUUGCAUCUUCGGAGAUUUAGGUUUCUAUCACGGCAACUCCACGCAAAGUAUAAUUCAAAAUGGUUUGAACGGCAAAUUCGAUUUUGUAAUUCACGUCGGUGAUAUAUCUUAUGAUUUACAUACGAAUAAAGGACAGAACGGUGACAACUACAUGAAUCAAUUAGAACCAUUAAUAUCAACAAUGCCUUAUAUGGUAAUUGCUGGAAAUCAUGAAGAUGAUGGAAAAAACUUUUCUCAUUAUCAAAAACGUUUCUGGAUGCCCGAUAACGGUUAUCAGGAUAAUCAGUUUUACAGUUUUCAAAUCGGUCCAGUUCAGUAUGUUGGAGUAAGUACGGAAAAUUAUGGCUCGUUUAAUUAUUACGGAAUGGAACCUGUUCUUACUCAAUACAGUUGGCUUCAAAAUGAAUUUCAGAAUGCGAACAAGAACAGAGAAAACACCCCUUGGCUUAUAAUUUUUCAACAUAGGCCUUUCUAUUGUAGUAAUGAUAACUCAGCAGAAUGCAAAAGUUUUGAAAACAGACUGGUACGCGAAGGAUGGUUGGAUAUGCCAGGGCUGGAGGGUCUGUUCUUACAAAGCGGUGUCGAUCUUGGUUUCUAUGGGCAUGAGCAUGCCUAUGAGCGUAACUGGCCUAUAGCCAAUAAAGAAUACUGGGCUGGAGAUCAAUAUCUGCAUAAUUCGCCGGCUCCAAUAUAUGUUUUAACUGGAAGUGCUGGUUGUCACACCCCCAAUGCUACAUUUGGAAAUCCAUGGCCAUGGAGUGCAGCAAGAAAUAAUGAUUAUGGCUGGUCAAUAAUGACUGUUGCUAAUAACACUCAUAUUCAUGUUGAGCAGGUAUCCAUUGAUAAACAUGAAGCUGUAGUUGACGAAUUUUGGACAAGCAAAGAUAAAGAUCAUGUUCAUAAUGAAAAAAUGAGACGAACAAUCGGCGGAUCGGCGAAAAUGCCAAGUAUGCUAUGUCCAGUCAAUAGCCCAGCUUGCCGUCGAACACUCAUGCAAAUCAAUACAGAACUUUGA